AUUGUCAUUCAUAUCCCAAUUUCAAUGACGUUGAAAGAAGCUCAUGAUAACGUUGUUACCACGAUCACUUCUCUGCUCUAGUUAUUAUUAUGUAGAUAGGUCUGGUAGGUAUUUUACUCCGGGCAUAUUUUAUUUGAUCGUGUGAUAUAGGUAAGUAUUUUGAUUUGAAAUCUUUUCACAUAAUUUUGUUACGGAUUUUUAACGCGAUAGCGGACUUCACAGAAACUUCAAACCGUUUACCGUCAUUUACCGUCAGAAAGUCAGUACCAUGUCAAAAAUUUAUUCGCUCGGUUACAAAUUACCUUUACCUUAAUUACAUAAUAUCAUUCAUUUCAUCGAAACAAAAAACAAACCAGCCUACAUUUAUUGCAACCUUGAACUACCUUAUAUUUUCAAAUCUCAUUUGGGAAGUGAUACCUAUACAGCUGAGGUUACCAUAACAACUCGAUGUCAAUGUUUUCUUCUCCACAUUCAAAAAUUUCGAACCUCGUGAUGGAUUCAACAACAUGACACAACAUGCGUCAAUUUUUAUCUCACUGGUGUUACUCUUCUUUCAAAUAAUCCAAUGCAGAGGUUCUCUCAAAGUACCAGGGAUCGGAGAGAAGCAAAAAAGGAGCGGAUUUAUCGAAGGAGAUUUCAUCAUAGGAGCUUUAUUCCCGGUACACGAGCAACCACUUCUGAAAGCUGGUGGAACAGAUCCUUUGAAAUGUGGCGAAAUUCGUGAACGUUUUGGAAUUCAGAGAAUCGAGGCUGCUUUUUUCGCCAUCGAGUCUAUCAAUAAUGAUACGAACAUACUUCCUAAAAUACCGUUGGGAAUUCACAUCAGAGAUGGAUGUUCCAGCGAAUCUGUGGUACUUCACCAAACCAUUAAACUCAUAGAGGAACCAACACCCGAAACAAAAGAACAAACAAGAUUAUUGGGACUAUGUUCUGCAAAAAACGACGACGACGGCGAAUCACCACUAAUCGGUGUUAUUGGUCCUUCCACCACAAGCACAACGAUAAUCGUACAAAAUCUUCUAAAAUUAUUUCAAAUCCCUCAAGUUGGGUAUUCAGCAACAUCACGUACCUUAACAGAUACCCGACUCCACAACUACCUCCUUCGAAUGGUACCUGAAGAUGAACAUCAAGUGAUAAUCAUGUUUAAAUUACUAAAGAAGUUCAACUGGACUUAUAUUUCCUUAGCUUAUAAUGAUGACGAAUACGGUCGAAGUGGAGCAAGCAUAGUGCAAGAGCGUGCUUCUUCUUAUAACGUUUGUAUCUCUAGAACAGCGGAGCUGGCAAAAUCCUACGACGAAGAGAAAUACGACGAAUCGUUACAACAAUUAUCUAUCGAUAAUAAAGCCAAAGUGGUAAUUUGUUUUUGUUCGUCAAACGUCAUUAAAAAUUUAUUAAAAUCUAUCAAAAGGAAUGGUCUAACAGGGAGAUUUUUAAUAAUUGGAAGCGAUGCUUGGCCUUCGAGAAACAGCAUAGUAGAAAAUUACGAAGAACAAGCAGUAGGUAGUCUUACUCUAGAAAUAAAGUCCACUCCUAUACAAGAAUUCAAUGAUUAUUAUUUUGGAAAGAAUUUAACGAAUAAUCAUAGAAAUCCUUGGUUUAGAGAGUUCUGGGAGUAUAGAUUCGAUUGUACACUUGGGCCAACCUCAAAUACAAAUUUAACUCGAUGUACAGGUGAAGAAAAUUUGAGUGAAGACGACGAGCAAGAUACAAAAAUUCCUUACAUAAUCAAAUCUAUUUAUGCAAUGGCACAUGGCUUGGAUAAAAUGAUUGCUGACGUAUGCAAAAAUUAUACACUCUGUGACGAUUUGUAUCCAUUUAAUUCAUCAAAUUACAUGGAAUAUCUGAAGAAAACUAAUUUCUUGUAUGAAGACGAACCAGUAAAUUUCACUCGCAUAAAUGGCCCCUGGCGUAUUAGUUACAAUAUUUAUAAUUUCCAAAAACUGGAAGAUGAUACCUACAAAUAUGUAAAAAUUGGCGAAUACGAUGGUAAUUAUGAUGAAUUGCAAGAUUCCGAGUAUGACGAAGAUUUUUUCGAUUACUUAAAAUUAUAUGGAGAUUUACAAUUUUCUGGAGGUUCAACAGAAAUUAAAUCAGUUUGUUCGGAUCCCUGCCUACCAGGUCAAAUUAAAUUAAUUAGUUCGAUAGAACAAAAAUGUUGUUGGAAAUGCAUCCAAUGUCCUACAGGAGAAUAUCAACUCAAUGAAACUGGCUGUACAAAAUGUCCUUCUGGAGAAUGGCCAAAUGACACCCAGACAGGAUGUGUUAAAGUGGAUCUAACGUAUACUCAAUGGUUGGAUAUCCAGUCAAUUGUAUCGUUGAUUAUUUCAUUCAUUGGAAUCACCCUUACAAUAGCCACCGCUAUUAUUUUCGUUAAAUACAGAGAGACUCCAGUGGUGAAAUCGUCAACAAGAGAGCUUUGCUACAUGAUGCUGAUUGGAAUGGUCUGCGCACAUUGCAUUUCUUUCGCUGUAAUAACUAAACCGACUUUGAUCUCAUGCACUAUUGCAAGAACUGUUCCACCAAUCACGUUUGCAACAAUUUACGCCGCAUUACUGGUGAAAACUAAUCGUAUUGCACGUAUAUUGGCAAUAUCCAAGAAGAAAUUUCCUAAUCUAAAUCCUAGAUUUAUGUCAUUAAAAGCUCAGAUUAUAAUCACAUCGAUUCUCAUAGCUAUACAGACAGUCAUUUGUUUGGCUAUGUUAAUAAAAGAACGAUCAUCACCAGAAAUUAUACACAUAGAAGAGGGAAAUCAAUUAUUCAUUUAUCUAGUCUGCCCUCUAAGUGGUCAAGCUAUCUUGAUACCAUUUUCAUUUGUAGCAUUUUUGAUAAUCAUGUGCACUUUGUACGCUGUAAAGACGAGAAACCUUCCACAUAAUUUCAACGAAGCGAAAUUUAUCGGGUUUUCUAUGUACGUCACGUGUAUCACAUGGGUUGCCUUUGGAUUAGUCUAUUACGGGAGCGAUUUACAAGUAAUUACAACUUGCAUAUGCGCUUCAACGAACGCCCUUGUCAUUUUGAUAUUCUUAUUUUUCCCAAAGCUGUACAUAAUAUUGUGCGCACCUGAGAAAAAUACAAGAGCGAAUUUCACAACUUCUAAAGGAAUCAGAUGUAUAAUUGGAAAAGAGGAUAGCAGUCAGAUUGGAAACAAGGGGAACCUGAUGGAAACCAAUUUCAAAUAUAUUCCGGAUUUUAAUUCUCAUGAAAGGAAGUCCAUAUCAGAACACUCGGAAACCAAUUCUCGGGGAAGAAAGUCAACUGCCAUCUCAAGCAUCUCAUCCAAGAUCUGAUCAGUGAUCACUGAUCACCCUGCUAAUUCUUAUUCACGGAUGAUGAGCAAUGCAUUCUUAUGAAAUCUAAUGCUUAUGGUUACGGUUUUUGUCGUUUAUAUAGGUACCUAGAAGACGUUGAUAUAAGUAGUGAAAGUGAUAAUAUAGAUGUUUAAAGAA
Molecule: messenger RNA, 3446 nt
Organism: Planococcus citri (citrus mealybug)
Lineage: Eukaryota; Metazoa; Arthropoda; Insecta; Hemiptera; Pseudococcidae
Product: metabotropic glutamate receptor 1-like
Exons: 14
Coding region: 507-3287 (926 amino acids)
Biological process (GO): regulation of synaptic transmission, glutamatergic; G protein-coupled glutamate receptor signaling pathway
Cellular component (GO): postsynaptic density membrane; plasma membrane
Molecular function (GO): G protein-coupled receptor activity involved in regulation of postsynaptic membrane potential; adenylate cyclase inhibiting G protein-coupled glutamate receptor activity
Source: RefSeq, a predicted model, not a curated record